AUGAGCUUAGUUAAUAACAAUCUUAAAAUUAAAACAGCUAGCUUUUGCUAAGAUUAAAAUAAUAUUUUAGAGUAGCUUUUAAUUUAUUUGUAAAAUAAUUACAAAUAAUUUUAGGAUUUAAACUACUUUUACGACAAUUCAUUUUAUUUAGUUUUAACUUCAUUAAAUGCAUAAAGAAAUUAGGAAGUUGGUUUAAUUAUUCAUAGAUUAAAAAAAACUGAAAAAAUUGAAAACUAAUACUCUUCUUUACAUGAAAUAAACUAAAUAUAAAAUUAAAUAUAAUUUGGUUAAAUUUUUAGUUCGUUCAUGAUUAUAAUUUAAACUGAAGAAAGUCAUGAAUUAGAAUAAAACUAAAAUUUUUUUCAAGAAGCCUUUUUUGUCCAAGAAUUAAGAAUUAUAAAUAAUUAAAAUUAUAAAAAAGAGAACAAGGUUUUCACUCUUGAUGAAAUAAAUAAGGAGAAUUCUUUAAUGGUAUCUUAACUUAUGAUAGAUUGUGAUUGGAAUCAAAAAUUUGAAUAUUAUGAAGAAAAUUUUAUCUAAAAGUUGGAAAUGUGUAAAAAUCUGAAUAGUUUAAAUUACUAAUAACUAUAUAGUGAAGUUUCUGAAGAAGAUCUUAAUAAAAUAUUCCUAAAAAUAGAAAAAUGUGAAAAUUUUAUUGAUCUAACACUAUAUUUCAAGAUAUAAGACUCAACAAUUGAUUUUGAUAGUUAUCUCAAUAAGCUUUAAAAUUUAAAUAAAUUGGUUAAUUUAAAUAUAAAAAUAUAAAAUACAAUUAAUUAAAUUAAAUUCAGUAGUAUUGGAAAUUUGUCACAGUUAAAUCAACUUUCAAUCAUUAGAUACAAUUCGCUUAUCAAAAACUAAUUUGAUCUACAAAGUUUAGCAGAAGCAAUAUCAAAGCUUAAAAAUCUAAAUCACUUGACAAUUCACCUUUAAGAUGAAGAAAAUUAAUUGAAUUCAUUUUUUUAAGGUUUUCCAAAAAGUUCAAAUAUCAUUUAUCUUAAUUUAGAACUUACGUUGGAUUUCUAAGGUUAAGAAUGGACAAAUUAUUUUGGGAAAAUGCUAGCAAAUCAAAUCUAUUUAAAACAAUUAACUAUUUCUAUAAAGUAGAAUGAUGUUAAAUAAAAUAGUUUUAGAUCUUUAAUUUCUUCACUAUAGUAUUUGAAAUAUCUUACAGAUUUAAAUAUUACUCUUAAAUUCAGCUCCAUUAAUUUAUAAGGGGUUGGUGAUGAAUUAUCAAAGUGUAAAAAUUUAACUUUUUUUACUUUCCAUCUAAUCCGAUCAGACGACAUAUUAGCUUAACCUUAGGAACUGAUUAAUGGCUUAGUAGAACUUCCGAAAUUAAAAGUUUUAUAUCUGAAUUUCUAAAGUAUAUUGGAAGACAAUAAUAUUUUGACCUGCUGCUGUAACUUACUCUCAAAGAACACCAAUAUAGAAAAAUUUAAUCUAUAAUCUGAGGGAUUUGUAAUUAUUGAGGACAAAAUUAUAGUUGAAGAACAAAUAAAAAACCUAAAGUCUCUUAAAUUUCAUUUUCGUUUUUAAAAUUAGAAAAUAGGAUACUUUACUCAGUUUUUGUAGAAAUGUUCUUAACUUAACAAAUUAAAACUCAAUCUAUCAAACACUGAUAUAAAAUUUGAAGGCUUAAUUGAAUUAGGAAAAUGCAUAAAAACAAUGAGUAAUUUAUACUCAUUUUAAUCUGAUUUUAGCUUUGGCGAAUAAGAAAAUUAAGCAUUCAUACAAUUCUUUGAGCUCUUAUAGCAAUGUUAAAAUUUAAAAAGACUGAAAAUGAGAAUGUGGCAUGUUGAUUUAAGUUCUGAUGCUUGUAUUUAAAUUGCAAAAUAGUUAGCUGUUUUUCCUAAAUUAACUCAACUUCGUUUUGUCAUAUCAUCGUUAUCUCAAUAAACUGCAGAUUCUAUGGUUAAGAUUCUAAUUAAUAACUAAUUAAUUAAUCUGCUUGCAAUAGGUCUAAAUCAAGUAUAUGGAAAAUCAAUAAAAAAUUUAACAAAGAAGAGUAUAUUAAAAAUGAGAAGAUUAGUUCAUAUUUAAUAUAACAUUUAUUGA
Tetrahymena thermophila SB210 is the source of this 2058-nucleotide messenger RNA. RefSeq lists its product as hypothetical. NCBI's taxonomy places the organism in Eukaryota, Ciliophora, Oligohymenophorea, Hymenostomatida, Tetrahymenidae. The record is from RefSeq and is a predicted model, not a curated record. The transcript has 21 exons.